Vespa velutina is the source of this 2725-nucleotide messenger RNA. Its product is annotated as solute carrier family 41 member 3-like. The transcript is spliced from 10 exons. Lineage: Eukaryota; Metazoa; Arthropoda; Insecta; Hymenoptera; Vespidae. Gene Ontology annotation, molecular function: monoatomic cation transmembrane transporter activity. The coding region runs from base 790 to 2613 and encodes 607 amino acids. The record is from RefSeq and is a predicted model, not a curated record. Gene Ontology annotation, biological process: monoatomic cation transport. Gene Ontology annotation, cellular component: plasma membrane.
CACAAUCAAAGACAACCGGCAUCAAUCGGCAAAUCGGUCAAGAUAGCACACGUGUUUUCCUCCGAAGAGAAACGAAAGACGUUUGUCUGAUCCCGCGUGCGUCGCGUAGACGAACGACAACGACGACGACGACGACGACGACGACAACGACGACGGCCGCCGAGCUUAACAGUUCGUUUAUCAGUCAAGCAAGACCGCGUGUGGCACACGGUUCACAUCGUCGGUUGCAUCAAUCAUAUAAUAUAUACAUAUAUAUAUAUAUAUAUAUAUAUAUAUAUAUAUAUAUGUAUGUAUAUACACAUAUAUAUAUUUAACGUUUGACAUAGAAUCGAUCGCGAAGUUCUUCAUUAAAAUAAACGAAGCUGGAAUAUACGUGGAUUUAUUUAAUAACCAUAAUUCCUAAAUAUCAUUUAUCUAUUAUUUCGACAAGUUUUAUUGAGAUAACAUUCGUUGAUUCGAAAUCUCGUGAUCCAUCCAAAGGUGAUUUUAACGAGCACAUUCGUUCCGUCGUUGUUGACCGUGAACGAGACACGAUAGACGUCACAUCGAAAAAGAUCGACACGCUGGCGCUAAUUCAACGACAUGUAAUUGUUAUAGUUUCAUGAUCGUCUACGUUUAACCACUGGAGCAAUCGCGAUGACGACAGUGCAACGACAUUGAAAUCAAGAUACUCUAGAUUAAGGCUGACGGAACUGGGCAGAGCUGACGUGAAAUUGUCUCAGGUUGAUCCUGGAAUCGGCGACUUUAGAAUAAAAAAUUGUCGUACCGUACGUCAGCACCGAAUUCGGCAUGGUCGCUUUGCCGGUCUCGGGGACUGAACCAUCCUUGCUGAACGUGACGAAUAUUCAAUCGAACGGUUCAGAGAACUGCAAUGAAAGCAGAAGUGCCGAAGUAAUAAGACAAAGGAUUAUGGACAGAGCUUUCGUUAUUCCACGUGUUAAUAUGUCGCCUAAUAAUGGUAAUGACAAUUACGCUUUAGAGUUCGAGAAGAUCGACAAAUCGGACAAGAAGAAUUUCAAUGUAACAGGUGACAGUAUCAAGGCGGAACCUGUAGUAUUGAAGAAGGUGGCAGCCGGCCUAAAAGUUCCUAAUGGACAAACGAACAAAAAGGAUAUGCCAUUGCUGAAUCUUGGCAGCGGGGGCGGCAGUGGUGGUGGUGGUGGUGUUAGUAGUGGUUCGUUAUCCAGUGGAAGUUCCAUAGUGACCAUCUCUUCCGUUGCAAAUUCAGACCCCGAUCCUGAUUAUCGGAAUGAUCCAACCGGAAAUGGAAAUGGGAGACAUCUAAGGACCGAGAAAUGGUAUCACACGACCCUACAAAUUUCUGUUCCUUUCUUCAUCGCUGGAAUCGGAACUAUUGGAGCUGGUCUUGUUCUCGAUAUGGUUCAGCAUUGGCCAGUAUUCAAAUCGGUCAGCCAAUUACUCAUCUUGGUGCCUGCUCUGUUAGGAUUGAAAGGAAAUCUCGAUAUGUGUUUGGCAUCGCGAUUGAGUACUCAAGCAAACUUAGGAAAUAUGCAUACAUUACGUGAAAUUAUAAAAAUGAUCAUUGGUAAUAUCGCGCUGGUACAAAUUCAAGCGAUCGUAGCAGCCAUUUUGGUAGCAAUAUUUGCAAUAAUUGUUGGUGCCAUACAGGAUACUGUACAUCGAAACGAAGGGAGUGCAAUUGUACCCUUCGAAUGGAAUUAUGCUUUAUUAUUGGCUACUUCAAGCGUUUGCACGGCAACCAGUUCCUGUUUCAUUCUAGAUCUUAUAAUGAUAGCCGUGAUCAUGAUAUCCCAUCGAUGCAAAAUGAAUCCCGAUAACCUAGCAACGCCGUUGGCUGCAUCGGUAGGUGAUGUCGUAUCGAUCAGUGUCCUAUCGGCAAUAGCCUCUGCAUUUUUCGUAAGAUUGCAAGAACAAGUUUGGAUACUUUACGUCGUCAUAAUUUGUUAUCUUUUAUUUUUACCAUUUUGGAUUUACGUGGUUAUGAAAAAUAAAUACACGAGAAACGUUUUAACGUCUGGUUGGGUACCUGUCUUAUCUGCACUGUUCAUCAGUGGCCUCGGUGGAUUGAUCCUAAACGAAGUUGUUGACAAAUUCAAAGGAUUCGUAGUAUUUCAACCUAUUAUAAAUGGAAUUGGUGGUAACUUGGUGUCAGUUCAAGCAUCUCGAAUCUCAACAAUGUUACAUCAAACUAGUAUUUUGGGUAUAUUACCUCCACAUGCGAAAAUGUGGGUUGCUCCGUGGACAGCUCUAUUCAAAGGAGCACCGUAUGCCAAAACUGCGAGGAUAUUAAUUGGAAUGGCGAUUUGCGGUCAAUUGGUAUUCGUAUUUGCGGCGGAUUAUAUCAAAUGUCAGAGGUCGACUGUGGAUGCUUAUUUUGUUGUUUCUUAUAUCGUAGUAUCUACUUUACAAGUAAUGCUAUUGCUCUAUAUAGCACACGUGAUAAUUCAUGCAAUGUGGAGGCAUAAAAUAGAUCCAGACAAUUCUGCAAUUCCUUAUUUAACGGCAUUAGGUGAUCUAACGGGAACAAUGUUUUUAGCGUUAGCCUUCUGGUUCUUAACAUCGAUCCAUCAGGAAUAUCGUUCCUGCGAGGAUCUCGAUGUUGUUAAUGAUUCAACAUCGAUUCCAACAUAAAUUUUCUCAUUUGAUUGAGAAAUUCUCAAUGUUGAUAAUAAUGUAUAUGAUAGAAAAAAAAAAAAAGAAAGAAAAAAAAAAUAACUGACAGUUAGAUGAUUCUUCUAACAAA